UAAAAAACCUAAUGAAACGAAACCCAUUUGAGUCCCUCUAUGCUCCUCUCAUACAUUAGCAAUUUAGCAUUAGCACUUCUACCAACUUCUCUCUUCAGUGUCCAUUGUGUCUCUCUCCAGGGUCCAUUUGAUCUAUACGCUUUUUCAGUUUGCUUCGUAAAUAGUACUUAAGCUCCAACAAUCUCUCUCCUCGGCCGCCACGAGAAAUGGCGGUGGACCAGUGUUCGAGUCGGAGAACGACGGGGACGGCGACGAAGAAGCUCUUUCUCGGGGCUGUGCUGUUGCUUGCCCUGAAGAUCAACACAUUUGCAGUGGCCAACACCAUCGUUGAAUAUCUACCUGGGUAUUCAGGGAAGCUCCCAUUUAAGCUUGAAACUGGCUACGUGAGCGUUGGGGAUAACGAUGAAAUCGAGUUGUUCUACUACUUCAUCGAAUCGGAGAGGAACCCGGUCAGAGACCCUCUUCUGCUUUGGCUCACCGGCGGCCCCGGUUGCUCCGGUUUCUCCGGCCUGGUUUUCGAAAUCGGACCUUUAAAAUUUGACUAUGCAACGUUCAACGGGAGCUCACCUACAUUGCUUCCGAACCCUUACUCGUGGACACAGAUAGCCAACAUUAUAUUCCUAGACGCGCCCGUCAGCACCGGUUUCUCUUACUCGACCACCCAAGAGGGUUACUACACCACAGACACUAAAUCAGCUAAGGACAUAUACAAGUUUCUCCGGAAGUGGAUACUGGGCCAUCCCAAGUUUGGCAACAACCCACUUUACAUAGCCGGCGACUCGUAUUCCGGCAAGAUCGUACCACAAGUCGCUCUUCUAGCAUCGAAUGGGAUUAUUGCUGGAGAAAAGCCAACCCUGUAUCUCCUAGGGUACAUGCUGGGCAAUCCGGUGACGGAUUUGGACUCGGAUCAGAACUCGAGGGUCGAAUAUCAGUAUCGGGUAUCAUUGAUAUCGACUGAGCUGUACGAAUCAGCCAUAGAGAAUUGCCAGGGAAACUAUAUUAACCCAGACCCAGAGAACACUGCAUGCGUGGAGGAUGUUCGACAGAUCGCAGAGUGCACGUUGAAGGUAUGUGAUGCAGCAAUAUUGGAACCCAAGUGCAGUUAUGCGAAACCGAGAUCGAGAGAGACGGGACUCAACUGGGGAAUCAAAUUCUUCGACGACGACAUGCCUUUGGACUUGCUCCAAUCGCCAUCUACUAAAGGGAAAGAAAACUGGUGUCGAAAUGAGAACUAUGUGCUUGCUUACAUGUGGGCCAACGAACCAUCCGUCCAGAGCGCUCUUAAUAUCCGUAACGGGACGAUUCCAGAGUGGACGAGAUGCAACAAGAGCUUGGCUUACGAAGACGAUCUCAACUCGACAGUCCCUUAUCACUAUGAUCUCAUCGAAGCCGGUUACCGAGCUCUGGUUUACAGCGGAGAUCACGACAUGUUGAUCCCGUACGUGGCUACGGAGAAGUGGAUCUAUUCGCUUAACAUGACCGUCUUGGACUACUGGAGACCCUGGUUCGUCGAUGGCCAAGUUGCCGGAUACACGUUCAAGUCCACCAUAAAACUUGGAGAUGGCAUGACCUAUGCAACUGUAAAGGGGGCAGGCCACACGGCUCCGGAGUACAAUCCCAAGCAGUGCUUGGAGAUGGCGGACAGAUGGUUGUCUCAUUACAGCCUGUGAUGGGGUUUCAGUCUUGUGCCUUCCAUGUUUGUAAUCAAGAAAACAUGACUUGGGCCUUGGUUGAUGAAGUUAAGAGAGGACAUGAAUAUAUUUUUGUGUUUUUUAUUUUUUCGUUUCGGUCCCCGAUUAUUUUCAUUGA
Syzygium oleosum is the source of this 1809-nucleotide messenger RNA. Its product is annotated as serine carboxypeptidase-like 16. Gene Ontology annotation, molecular function: serine-type carboxypeptidase activity; acyltransferase activity, transferring groups other than amino-acyl groups. Lineage: Eukaryota; Viridiplantae; Streptophyta; Magnoliopsida; Myrtales; Myrtaceae. Gene Ontology annotation, biological process: secondary metabolic process; proteolysis. The record is from RefSeq and is a predicted model, not a curated record. The transcript is spliced from 14 exons. The coding region runs from base 207 to 1670 and encodes 487 amino acids.